Molecule: messenger RNA, 3068 nt
Organism: Salvelinus namaycush (lake trout)
Lineage: Eukaryota; Metazoa; Chordata; Actinopteri; Salmoniformes; Salmonidae
Product: sodium/potassium-transporting ATPase subunit beta-3-like
Exons: 7
Coding region: 202-1047 (281 amino acids)
Biological process (GO): potassium ion import across plasma membrane; sodium ion export across plasma membrane; intracellular potassium ion homeostasis
Cellular component (GO): sodium:potassium-exchanging ATPase complex
Molecular function (GO): ATPase activator activity
Source: RefSeq, a predicted model, not a curated record
GCGAGGCUGACGCUAGUUGCAGAAAACGUCACAGAUUUUUCGCUUUUUAAUUUAUUUUUUUAAACAGAGCAAUCUUGCCUCACUCUGCCGCUGGACUCCAUUCCAACCACUGAUUCAAUCACAUCCCUGAUUUCGCCUCAUCCUAUCGCCCGCUGUUCCUCAUAUUUUUAAUAAGGAAAAAUACAUCCUCAAAUUUCCACCAUGGCAAGCAACGAAGUCAAAUCGACGGCGAAAGAGGAUGAGAAUGCUGGAAACUGGAAAGAUUCCAUCUUCAACCCAAGGACCGGGGAGUUUUGCGGGCGCACAGCGAAGAGCUGGGGCCUCAUCCUCCUGUUCUACCUGGUGUUCUAUGCAUUCCUGGCUGGGAUGUUCGUCCUCACCAUUUGGGUCAUGCUGCUGACGCUAGACGACUAUGUGCCAAAGUACCGCGACCGGGUGCCACACCCAGGGUUGGUCAUCCGGCCAAAGCAAUUGGACAUGCUGUUUAACAGAUCACAACCUCUCCAGUUCAGCACGUAUGUCCAGACUUUAGAGUCUUACCUGCAACAGUACAAUGACACGGAGCAGGAGAGGAAUGAGGCGUGCGCGGCAGGGGUCUACUUUGAGCAGGAGGGAGAGGUGGGCGAGCAGAGGAAGGCCUGUCAGUUCAAGAGGAGCUCUCUGAGCCGCUGCUCCGGCCUGUCCGACUCCACCUUCGGUUACGCUGAGGGGAGACCAUGUGUCCUCCUCAAAAUGAAUAGGAUCAUUGGGCUGAAGCCGCGUGGAGAUCCCUAUGUCAACUGCACGGCAAAGAGGGACAACCCCAUACAGAUGCAGUACUUCCCCAGUGAGGGACGCUUCGAUAAAAUGUAUUUCCCUUACUACGGCAACAAACUUCAUGAGAGGUAUGUGCAGCCCGUGGUUGCUGUUAAGCUGUUGCUGAACAAGGAAGACUACAACACGGAGCUGACCAUUGAAUGCCGGAUUGAGGGAUCCGACCUGCGCAACAACGACGACCGAGACAAGUUCCUGGGCCGCGUCACCUUCCGAGUCACAGUCAAAGAGUAGUGAGGAGGAGGCUAGUGUGGAGAAAUGUGGUUCUUACUCCUCCCGGAAGAUUCCUGGUAGAAUAUGAUGGGCCUAAUUCCAAACCAAUCCCUCCACCCUCAGUCCAUAUACUAGGCGAGGGACAUUCAAAUCUGGUAUUUUUCACAUCACCUUGGUAGUUCAUUGAUUGGCCAGAUAAUCUACUCACCUGUUGUUACAGGUCAGUCUCUAGUUAGGCGGGAUGGGGAAGGAUUAAAACCAGCAGUUCUCUGAACCCUGAAUCCCGGAUUUGAAUACCCUUCUCUUAGGCUCUUGUUGACUCCAUCUUGUAUUUCUGAUAGGGUUGGAUAUGUGUAAGCAUAGCAAGAGUGCUAGAUGAAGCAAUUAUAUCAUAGCUGAUGCAUAUCCAUUCCUUUCAGAUCUACAGUGCAUCACACCCAAAAAGGGCCUAGGCUAGUGCCUACAAAUGUAGGAUCUUAAUUUGAUCAGUCUUUCGUUGCUGAGGAUUUAGCAGGAAAUGUAAACAAAGGCUUCUAAAGUUUGUCAUUUCCACUUUGAAAUUUCCGACUUGAUUUGCCCUAACAAAAAAUGUAUCCAGCCGUACAAAAAUUCCAUUAAUUAUAAUCCACAUAAUAAGUCACAUUUCCUGUUGCUGCAGGAUUAUCUCCCUGCUAUAGCAAACUGGCUCAAAUUAAGAUCCUACAUCUGUGAUGGUAGGGGGUGCGAGAUCGGUGUGCGAUUGGAUCAAAGGAUAGGGUAGUGAUGUCAUCAAUUUUCAACUAUCUCCUGGAAAAAGUGUUAAUCGUGCCAAAUUUAAUGGAACAUCUAGUUCCCUUGUUUACUUCUAUGUUUACUCUAGUACAGGCCUAGGCAACUCCAGUCCUCGGGGGCCUGAUUGGUGGUCACACUUUUGCCCCUGACUCCAAUAAUCACCUAAUCAUGAUGUUCAGUUAAAAAUGAAAUUAGUUUAGAUCAGGUGUGUUUGCUAGGGAUGGGGGGAAAAGUGUGACAUCAAUCAGGCCCGCGAGGACUGGAGUUGCCCAGGCCUGUACUAGAGUAAACAGUACGUAUGACAUAGUAUGACAUCAUAUUUGUCUUCUCUUUCAUUAUGUCAUUCUAGCAGGAGUCUUUUCUUGACUCACCAACCUAACGGCCAUCAGACCCUUCUAUUAGUCCGCUUUUGUUGUCUGACCCGGUGCUCUAGUGUUGACCUAGGCUCAGAUCUUAUCUUCUAUUCAGAUGGUCUAGAUUGGAGCUUAGAUGUGGUAAACUGAACCUAGAUCAGGGCUUAGUGCCAAGGGUUGGAUCAACUGUCAGGAGUUAGCCUCAAUCAGUAUUUAACCAUCAGUCAUCUACUGUCAAUACAACCAUGUUUAAAGUUGACCUUCUCAUCUAAAAACAGAACAAAUAAUUAUUCCUCAACAUCGAGUCAACCCCAGUGAAACACUGUCAAACCCAGAUGCCCUCUACAAUUACAUGUAAUUUAGAAUCCUUUUCCUCUUUGGACCACAAUUUGAACCGCGUCAUAUUGUAAUAGGGAACUGUAGAUAGGUGUGUGUGUGUGGUGUGGUCUUACCACAACCCAGUGGUGUGCCGUCUGUCCGGCUGCAUGUCUGUGUGUCUGUUUACUCUACCCCUUACCUCACCACUGUAAUAGCCAAUGUGGAUGAGGUGAGUUAUCCUCCCUCCCAUAUACACACACACACACACACACACACACACACAAAAGCGAUUGGAGACCUGCGAGGAAGCGCUGUGUAAAUGCAAUCCAUUGUAUCUAUGUACUGUAUAUGCCUAUCUUUGGGUGGAAAGCGUGUCUGUUUGUCUCUUACUCUCAAGUCUAUCCCUCCCUCUGUCUUUCUCAAUGUAUAUAUUUAAUGGAAUCACACAGUAUUUUUUUUCUGUCACAGAACACAAUGUCUAAGCACUGUAAAGAAGAAACUAUAUAAACAAAGAUUUACAGGACAUGGAUCAUAUUCAAAGCUAUGUUACGGUCUAAAAUGGAAUCCUGAAGGAACAACUUGUUAUCAUCUGCAUGAUGC